This is a messenger RNA of Sphaerodactylus townsendi, 1609 nucleotides long. Its product is annotated as UV excision repair protein RAD23 homolog A-like. Gene Ontology annotation, cellular component: nucleoplasm; cytosol. NCBI's taxonomy places the organism in Eukaryota, Metazoa, Chordata, Lepidosauria, Squamata, Sphaerodactylidae. Gene Ontology annotation, biological process: proteasome-mediated ubiquitin-dependent protein catabolic process; nucleotide-excision repair. The transcript is spliced from 6 exons. The coding region runs from base 489 to 1415 and encodes 308 amino acids. Gene Ontology annotation, molecular function: ubiquitin binding; polyubiquitin modification-dependent protein binding; proteasome binding. The record is from RefSeq and is a predicted model, not a curated record.
GCCAGGGAGGGGAGAGGGAAACAGGAAAGCCUUUACAGGAAACAUUUGCAAUUCCCACACAGCAAGACAUCUAAGCACUGACAGUCAUGGACCUGACAGGUAACACUGGAAGAAAUUCUGGAGUAGGUGGGUGAACAUCUCUAUUUUGCUCUCAGGCCUUCAAGUUAGUUCUGAUGUUGUGUAUGUUAUCUCAGGGCUUUGACCCGGGCAACGGGGUGUUGUUGCUGGUCUCAAGAGAUACCACGGGUCUUCUGGCUGCUCCCCCAAUACCCUGAAGAGGGAUCCGGUGUACUUUCUGAACUCUGUGGCUUCUUCCUUCCUGAGAGUCCUUUUGGUUUUCCUAUCAGAAUAAAAGUGGCUCUGGAGCUCCUGUUCCAUCCCCCAGUGACGCAGCACCCCCCGCAGAUCCCGCCCCAUCCUCUGGGCCGACCACGGUGCCUGCAGCAGCUACUGCUCCUUUAAGUGAGGAGCCCCCUCCCGAAGAGGCCAUGACCGUUUCUCCUCUGGAAACCACAGUUGGCAUGGGACGCGAAGAUGACGCAGCCUCUACCUUAGUUACUGGCUCAGAAUACGAGACGAUGCUGACAGAAAUCAUGUCGAUGGGCUAUGAGCGAGAACGGGUGGUGGCAGCGCUCCGGGCCAGCUACAACAACCCUCACCGGGCCGUGGAAUACUUGCUAACGGGAAUCCCAGACAGUCCGGAACCAGAGAGCACUCCCCUGCAGGAGAGCCAGUCCCAAGAGCAGUCAGCCCCAGAAGGAGAGAAUCCUCUUGAAUUUCUACGAGACCAGCCCCAGUUCCAGAACAUGCGGCAGGUGAUCCAACAGAACCCGGCUCUGCUCCCUGCUCUGCUCCAGCAGUUAGGCCAAGAAAACCCUCAGCUGCUGCAGCAAAUCAGCCAGCAUCAAGAACAGUUCAUCCAGAUGCUCAACGAACCCUUGGGCGAAAUGGCCGACGUUGCAGACAUAGAAGGAGAGAUGGGCGCCAUUGGGGAAGAAGCGCCUCAGAUGAAUUACAUCCAAGUCACGCCUCAGGAAAAAGAAGCCAUCGAAAGGGUAAAAAUGCUGGGCUGGGAGAGGAGGAGGAGGGGCAGGCCAGGAGAGGAAGGCCCUUCCACUCUCCACUGGGGGCAUGGCACAGCACCGUCUCCUGGCCAGAAGUGGGGCCUGUGGUUUAGGGUGGCCCGAGGAUCAUUUGGAGCGAGGGCUGCAUGGCCUGGCGCUGGACGGCACUGGAGCUGCUUGGGAGGAGGUGGGAUUGGGAUUGUCAGCAGGGCAAGGGAGGCCGUGCUGCAUCUGAAGCGGGGGUCCGCAUCCUCCACACAACGCCUCAGCAGCCAGUCUGUUCCUCACCCGCCCCGGUCACAGAAUCCCCUUGACUGGUCUGGAACUAUAUCACGCAAGUCAGCGGAAUGACGUGGCUAUACUUCUUUGCCGUCUGAGUACUCAGCUGGACAUACCAGGUAGCUCUUGUAGACUCCAGAGGGUUUUUGCCAAGGAGUUAUGUGCUGAUAGAGGAGAACUAGGAAAUGGGGUUAGUUGUCAGGUCUAUGAUUCAUUCAGUGACAGAUUCAGGAUUUCCUCAAUCCAAAGUCCACUGGAGCGAACAU